CUUUGAAAUAUCCAUCCACAGUUCUGCAGGUGUACAGUAAAAGGCUGCUGCUGCUGCGUUAUUUCUUUUAGAUGUGAGUGAAGCGCCUUUGGGAAAGGCUGAUUUAGAGGAGUGAGCGGGCGGUACCAGACUCGAUGAGUUUCCAUCGACAUGUCGGAAAAGUCAGGCCAGAGUACAAAAGCAAAGGAUGGAAAAACCAAGUAUGCAACGCUCAGUCUCUUUAAUACUUACAAAGGAAAGUCACUGGAAACUCAGAAAACCACAGUUGCCACACGCCAUGGAUUACAAAGUCUUGGAAAAGUUGCUAUUUCGAGGAGGAUGCCUCCCCCAGCUAACCUCCCUAGUCUCAAAGCAGAAAACAAAGGCAAUGAUCCCAAUGUGAACAUUGUGCCUAAGGACGGCACAGGAUGGGCUUCAAAACAAGAACAGCACGAAGAAGAGAAACAGCCAGAGGUGCCGCAGACACAGCCAAAACCUGCUGUUCCUGCUCCUCCAGAAGCAGCUCCUGUUGCCAAAUCGUGGGCCAACACCAAGCCAAGUGGUCAAGAUGGUAAGUGAUGUUAAAGGUACAGA
Messenger RNA from Meleagris gallopavo (turkey), 573 nucleotides. The record is from RefSeq and is a predicted model, not a curated record. Lineage: Eukaryota; Metazoa; Chordata; Aves; Galliformes; Phasianidae.